Messenger RNA from Adineta ricciae, 162 nucleotides. Lineage: Eukaryota; Metazoa; Rotifera; Eurotatoria; Adinetida; Adinetidae. The record is from the annotation of a GenBank genome assembly.
AUGAUCAUCAACAAUAAUACUCAAUCAGAUGUUGAACAACAUGCAGAAGAUGAAUUUCUUCAAUUUUCUUGCAUCAAGUUGACUUUACCUUCACUAUUCAUUACCCGAAUGAAAUCGAUGUAUUUGAUUCUUUUCUUAUUGGAUAAAAAUUGUUUAAGUGGA